UUUUGAAUAAAACGAAGGUAAAAAGGGACAGAUAAUCCUAACCGGCUUAUGUAGCUUGGAGAAUAAAUAAAAAUGAAAAUUACGCCAAUAAGUGAAGAGAUAAAACAUUUCUGCGAUUGUUUUUGUAUCAAUAAUACUGUCUAUCGUCAGUUUUACUGGAUUUUCUCAAGAUGAUAGUCACAAAUUCUCCACAAUUUCUGCGGUGUGCCAAAAUUUCUUCUACCAUCCUGCGAUUGAGCUCUUCCUGGUGGUCAGAUGUGAAAUUAGCUCCCCCUGAUCCAAUUUUUGGGAAAAUUGAUGCCUUUGCCCGUGACAGAAAUCCUCGGAAAGUGAAUUUAGGCAUUGGGAUUUACCGAGAUGAUGAUGGAAAGCCCUACAUUUUGCCAAGUAUUGCGAAAGCAGAGCAACGAGUGGUUGAAAAGAAACUCAACAAGGAGUACCUUCCCCACACGGGUUGUCCUAAUUUUACUAAAUUAGCCACUGAAUUAGCUUUUGGUGAAGAUAAUCCUAUCUUGAAGAAUGGAAGAUAUGCUACUUUUCAGAGUAUUAGUGGUACUGGAGCUCUACGCCUUACAGGAAUGUUUCUAAAGAAUUUUUUUCCUGGUCAUAAGGAAAUCUAUCUACCGGAUCCUUCAUGGGGAAAUCAUGAGAAUAUCUUCAGAAAUUCAGGAUUGAAAAUUAAUUCUUACAAAUAUUUCGCACCAGGAUGUUUCACUUUCAAUGAGGAGGUUGUUUAUGAUUCUAUCAAUAAAAUCCCAGAGAAAUCUCUCCUUCUUUUUCAUGCCUGUGGCCACAAUCCCACAGGAAUUGAUCCUUCACCCGAACAAUGGAAAGAACUCUCUAAACUGGUAAAAAGAAGGAAACUUCUCCCUGUAUUUGAUCUUGUGUACAUGGGCUUUGCGAGUGGAGACAUAGACCGAGAUGCUUUUGGAAUAAGACAAUUCGCAACGGAUGAGCAUGAGUUUAUCGUGACACAGAGUUUUGCAAAAAAUAUGGGUAAUCUUAUCUCAGUAUAUUUUUUGCUUCUCUCAAUUGAAAUAAUUUUUUUCGAAGGUCUUUACGGCGAGAGAGUAGGAGCUGUAACAUUUAUCACCAAGACUCCGGAUCAUACAUCACAAAUUUUAUCUCAAGUCGAGGGAUUCGUUAAGGGACUAUACUGGAGUCCACCAAAUCAUGGCAUUAGGAUUGCCACGGAAAUCCUGAGUGAUAAAGAAUUAUGUGCUGAAUGGAGAGCAGAUGUGAAGAAAAUGACGGAGAGAUUAACAACUGCUCGACAUUCUCUGAGGCAACAACUGGAGAAAUGGGGCUCAUCUCGAGAUUGGAAACAUAUUACAGAUCAUGUUGGAUGGUUCACUUACUCCGGAUUGAAUUCCUUAGAGUGUGAGUGUCUUACAAAUAAAUACAGCGUGCACAUCACAAAAGACGGAAGAAUGGCUCUCACUGGUGUUAAUCCUGGAAAUGUGGAGUACUUAGCAUUUGCUAUUCGAGAAGUUACGAAUUAAAUAACAAAUAAGUCUCAAAA
This is a messenger RNA of Phlebotomus papatasi, 1522 nucleotides long. Its product is annotated as aspartate aminotransferase, mitochondrial-like. The transcript is spliced from 4 exons. NCBI's taxonomy places the organism in Eukaryota, Metazoa, Arthropoda, Insecta, Diptera, Psychodidae. Gene Ontology annotation, molecular function: pyridoxal phosphate binding; L-aspartate:2-oxoglutarate transaminase activity. Gene Ontology annotation, cellular component: mitochondrion. Gene Ontology annotation, biological process: biosynthetic process; L-aspartate catabolic process. The coding region runs from base 171 to 1502 and encodes 443 amino acids. The record is from RefSeq and is a predicted model, not a curated record.